Messenger RNA from Fragaria vesca subsp. vesca, 1171 nucleotides. Its product is annotated as protein RKD5-like. NCBI's taxonomy places the organism in Eukaryota, Viridiplantae, Streptophyta, Magnoliopsida, Rosales, Rosaceae. The record is from RefSeq and is a predicted model, not a curated record. The coding region runs from base 179 to 1171 and encodes 330 amino acids. Gene Ontology annotation, molecular function: DNA-binding transcription factor activity. The transcript has 5 exons.
CAAAAACUUGCUGCAAAUCCAAGGCAGAGUAGCAACAGUGUACUCUCUUUUCAUUCAUUCCAUUCCUUCCUUUCUCUCUGCCCACUGUUUUGCCUUAACUACUACUAAAUAUUACCUGCUCUCCUCCUCCUUCACUCUCCCCCAUUACCCAAAAUAUGAACUCUCUCUCCUUUUCUUCAUGGAUUCCUGUGACCCCCAUUCUCUGAGAUCUCUCUUAGUCUUCAAGAACACCAUCAACCAAGAGUUGAUUAGGAGCUUGCAUGUGUAUGGAUUAGAGGAUGGGAAGGAAAAUGAGGUUGAGAGGGAGUUUCUGUUCUCUGAUAACGGCUCAUAUGUGGAGCUUCGGGCUUACCCGGUUCUUAAAUUGAUGAAACUCAAUGUUCCACAAGUGCUUGAAGGCUAUGUUAAUGGUUGCUGGGUCUGCAUUCUAGCUUUUCAUGCCAAUCGUUCUCCUAACUUUACAUGCAUUCCUUGUAUACUCUCUGUUUCCAGAAAUCCUCAGUUAAAGCUGAUCCCAAAUUUAGCUAAGGAUCUUCAAAUGGUUGGCGAGAUGACCUGCAUAAAAGAUGAGAAAGAACCACUGCAGAAGUCGGAUGAGGAAACAAGCCAAGGGAAUGAUGGGAAUUACUGUCAACUAAGAACAAGUUUACCUAUGCUUGAUCUGGAUCUUAAUCGCUCUCCUUGUUCUGUCACAGUGUCUGAAUCAUCUGAUGAUCAGGAAAGUGGAAGACAAUCACCAGGUAAUAUAGAGAAGAAGAAUAGAAGGGCAGCAAGUGAACGCAUAUCAAAAAUCACUUUACCAGAUCUGGUGAAGUAUUUUGAUAUCCCUAUUGUAGAAGCUUCAAGAAGUCUGAAUGUUGGACUUACAGUGCUGAAAAAGAAAUGUAGAGAGUUUGGUAUUCCUCGGUGGCCACAUAGGAAGAUAAAAUCGCUUGACAGCCUCAUCCGUGAUCUUCAGGAAGAGACGGAGUUCCAACAGAAGGAGAACAAGGAUGCAGCCUUAGCAGUUGCAAAGAGGCAAAGGAUGUUGGAGCGUGAAAGAGAAAGCAUAGAGAGGAAACCCUUCUUGGAUAUGAAGAUCGAGACCAAAAGGUUCAGGCAAGAUGUUUUCAAGAGAAGGCAUAGAGCCAGAGUUCUUAAAAGCCAAGGCCUAUCACUCUCUGGCAACUAA